CACCAUCCCAUUUCGACAUUAUCUUAACAAUAGGAUCGACUUACCACGCAGUGGUGUGCAUUCACAAAAUUGGAAUAUUUACGACCGUCAAUUGAUGCGCUCAAUGGUUAGGACCAUUCGCCCCGGAGGUCAAAGUGCGCAAUCAUCUCAACUCUUGAACAUUCGAGUCUCGUGA
This is a messenger RNA of Acaulospora morrowiae, 175 nucleotides long. The record is from the annotation of a GenBank genome assembly. NCBI's taxonomy places the organism in Eukaryota, Fungi, Glomeromycota, Glomeromycetes, Diversisporales, Acaulosporaceae.